Penicillium verhagenii is the source of this 720-nucleotide messenger RNA. RefSeq names its product palmitoyl-(protein) hydrolase. The record is from RefSeq and is a predicted model, not a curated record. Gene Ontology annotation, cellular component: cytoplasm. Gene Ontology annotation, biological process: protein depalmitoylation. The transcript has 6 exons. NCBI's taxonomy places the organism in Eukaryota, Fungi, Ascomycota, Eurotiomycetes, Eurotiales, Aspergillaceae. The coding region runs from base 1 to 720 and encodes 239 amino acids. Gene Ontology annotation, molecular function: palmitoyl-(protein) hydrolase activity; carboxylic ester hydrolase activity.
AUGGCGACCACCCCUUUCAUUGUCCCUGCGCUGAAGAAGCACACCGCAACGGUGAUCAUGGCCCACGGCCUUGGCGACUCCGGUGCCGGAUGGAUGUCCCUCGCUCAGAACUGGCGCCGCCGCAACAAGUUCGACGAGGUCUCUUUUAUUUUCCCUAAUGCGCCCAACAUCCCCAUCACAGUGAACUUCGGUAUGGCUAUGCCCGGAUGGUACGACAUUGCCAAGCUGGGUAGCGAUCUCGAUUUCUCCGAGAUGGUCCGCAACCAGGAUGAGGCCGGUAUCCUCCGCUCGCGCGAUUACUUCAACACCCUCAUUAAGGAGGAGAUCAACAAGGGCAUCAAGCCUUCCCGUAUCGUGCUGGGCGGAUUCUCGCAGGGAGGUGCCAUGUCUGUGUUCAGCGGUCUGACGGCCUCGGAGAAGCUGGGUGGUGUUUUCGGACUUUCGUGCUACCUUCUGCUUAGCGACCGUAUCAAGACCAUGAUGCCCGAGAGCUUCCCCAACAAGAACACCCCGUUCUUCUUGGCGCACGGCAAGGAUGACGCCGUUGUGAAGUACCAGUUCGGCAAGAUUUCCUCCGAGAAGGUUCGGGAGUUGGGUGCUGAGGAUGUUUCGUUCAACUCUUAUGAGGAUCUUGGACACUCGGCGGAUCCUCAGGAGAUUGCUGAUCUUGAGGACUUCCUUGAGAAGGUGAUCCCGGCCGAGAAUGCUGCUGGUUUAUGA